Molecule: messenger RNA, 3985 nt
Organism: Doryrhamphus excisus (bluestripe pipefish)
Lineage: Eukaryota; Metazoa; Chordata; Actinopteri; Syngnathiformes; Syngnathidae
Product: zinc finger protein 516-like
Biological process (GO): regulation of DNA-templated transcription
Cellular component (GO): nucleus
Molecular function (GO): DNA-binding transcription factor activity, RNA polymerase II-specific; RNA polymerase II cis-regulatory region sequence-specific DNA binding
Source: RefSeq, a predicted model, not a curated record
UGUCGCUUUAAAAGACAACGGUCACAAGCCAUCGAUGAGUUUGUUUCGCCUUUCGUGACCUUCUUAAGCAGUCUCUCGGGGUCCUGAACAAGUUUGGCAGUUUAUUUAAAAGUGGAAUGACAAAGUCCUCCAGCGGGGAGAUCCUAUUGCAGCCAAAAGGAGCUCGGUGCGCACUCCUCCACUCAGCCGUCCAUCCAAGUGCAGGCGGAAAGGCGGAGAUGCCCCCUAUUAACGUUAAUAACGUUAUCUCUCGCGUCACUCGCGUCCAGAAACGAGACGUCGCCUGCUGCGGUGCUACUGGAUAUGCUGGUCUUCUUGUUCCGGGUUUUCCUGUCCCCGAAGCUGGACUGUGACUGAAUGCCAUCCACUGCAAGACUAGAUCGGGCAAGGACACGCCAUUGUGUGUUUUGUGAAGAAGUGAUGGGAUCUCUCCACCAGCGACCUCCGAGAUUCUCUUGACCAGCGAGGAUGCCGCCCCGCCAAAUACCAGGAUGACACAAAAGCGGUGAUGCUUCCCAUAUUUUUGUACAACCUCCAAAGUUUGUGAACCCUGUGAAAGAAGUCAGCGACCACUCAGCAGUGCUCGAGAAGAAGCGAUGGAGACCAAAGGGAGGGAGCAGGCUCCCUCAAGACACCCGGCAAAGGCAGAGAUGGAGGAAGACGGGAGCUGCGGCCACACCUGCGGCGUGUGCGGCCGCAGCUUCCCCCUUCUCAGCUCCUUGUCCCAGCACAUGAGGAGGCACACCCGGGAGAAGCCGUACAAAUGUCCGUACUGCGACCACCGCACGGCCCAGAAAGGCAGCCUGAAGGCGCACAUUCGGAGCCACAAACUGGGCCUGUUCAGCCAGAACCUCAGGGACAGGGACACAGUCCAGGGGGGGGUGGACGCUGUCGACACCCCCGACACCCCCGAGGACAUAUCCGGCAAAGAUCACAACGCCAACGGGAAGGUGAAGAAGAAAGCCAGCAAGAAGAAAGCCAAAGGUGAGGAUUCCGCGGUCGAGGUUGAGGAUGGCGACGAGUGGGACGGAGCCGGGCCCUUCGUCUGCGGCGUCUGCGGCCAAGUCUUCCCUCAGGUGCCGCUGCUCAAGUCGCACAUGAAGCGCCACCGCAGCGCCCAGGACCACGGCUGCCGGAUUUGCGGGCGCCGCUUCCGCCAGGCGUGGUUCCUCCAGAGCCACAUGCGCAUUCACCGGGUCAAAGCCCAGCUGUGGGGCGGCAAGGGUCAGGAGCCGCCCGCCACCAUUAACGGUGUCCCCCAGGAGGCCGAAGCACUGACCAACGACGAGUGCCUCUACCAACUUUGCGCCGGAUGCGGUAACUUCUUCACUGACGGCAAGACCUUGAGGAUACACGCGAGGCUACACAAGCUCACCCACAGCCGCCACGUGGUGCAGGACCCGGACGCCUCUCCGCCGAAUGUUACUCAGAACCAGUUCUUGGAAGGCCUGAACCUCACUCGUGUUGGAGGUCAGGAAGAGGACAAAGGUCAAGCACGACGGAUUCCAGAGCUGGAUCCCGUUUGUAGCUACCAGGCUUGGCAGUUGGCCACCAGGGGGCGACUGGCGGAGGCCACGGAGAAAUGUCUCGGCUGGGAGGAGCGCCUCGCCGAUGCCGAGGUGGCGUUUGACACGGACAAGGGUGAGUAUGUCCCCAUCAAGCAGGACAAGAAGAGGAAGCAAAUGGACGCCUCAGGUCCCGGUGGGAAGAAGAAGAAAGGCGACGCCGGCCAGGAUCAGGCAGCAAAGAGCCUGGCUCACGUUAAGGCCGCCACCGCCGACAAGAGGAUGUGUCACAAAGACCGAAUCCUGCUCAAUGGACUUGGUCACGCGUUCUAUGAGGCGCUGCAAAACAGAAAGGUCAAAGAGGAUGGCGUCUCACCCAAAAACACCAAUAAGGACCAGGAAGAUAACGAGCCUUUCUUGUGCGAGCACUGUGACUUCCACACCGCCGACGCCUCGCUACUCAGGUCUCACGUGCACGUGCAACAUCAGGACGGCAAACAGAGCUCGCACCCGGACAACCAAAGUGUCUCCAAGGCUUCACGGUACAUGGACUACCUCAGGAAAAGGAGCGCCUUGCUUUGUCAGCCAUAUUGGAACCCGUACCCCGGACCGCCCGGCUUGGCUCUGGCGGAGUUGAACAUUAAAACAGAGAAGGGCAAUGAUGGCGACGCUGAAGGGCAAGGAAGCCAAUCGCAAUCGGACGGUCUUCUUAACUUGUCUUCAUUGGAUGGAAAUAAAGGGCGAGUGUCUUGUGCCGUUAAGAAGGAAGGCCUGGUGAGACAUCAGUGUCCAUACUGCUCCCAUACCACCUGCUACCCGGAGGUGCUGUGGAUCCACCAGCGGGUGUCCCACAGGGUGGGCACCGGCAGCUCCGUGGCCCCAAAGUGGGCCCCGUGCGCUCACAAUCUUAAGAGUCCAAAGACGGGCGCUUCCCAGUGGAGGCGCACGGGACCCCCGCCGUUCCUGGAAGGGAAAGACUGUCCGGCAUUGCCUGCUCCCAGGAGUCAGCGCACGCAACCACCAGGUGGCGCCGCCAAAGGCACCGGCAGCAACAAGCCAGAGAUCGCCGUCAAGAGCCAAUCAGGUGCCAAGCCCAAGCCCCAGUCGAAGGACUCCAGAUCGAGAGCACCUGACAGGAAGUCUGGUGAGCAAAAGCGGGCGGCCGAGGGGGCCGGCAAAGCCCCCAGCACCCGAGCCAGCUCGUCCACCAAGAGCGCCUCUGGGAGAGCCCCGGCGGAAGGGAACUUCCCAAAAGAAGGUCUCGGCUUCAUGUUAGCCCGAAGUCACGGCGGGGCGCCAUCCAGCUCACCUGCAGACAGACUCCACCCACAAAGGCGCUCGUGUGACUCCACCCCGCCUCCCAAAGGCGCCGACCUCUGGGCCGCCAUGAGCAUGUGGGGCCACAGAGCCUACUUUGAACCGCUGCUGUUCGCUCAGGGGAAGCGGGACGCCGCCGCCGCCGCCGCAGUAGACACGCCCCACGACUUUGAUGUCUUGAGCCUCUUGAAGAACUACAGCCCUCACGAGCUGGCGGCUCUCUACCAGCACUGGGGCUUCGUGGACCCCAGGCUUGAUCCUCAAGCAAUGUUGCAGCUCAACGGGACUUAUGGAAAUGACGUCCAUUCCUCCUCUUCGUCCUCCUCCUCCGCUUCCAAACAAGUGACCAGUCGCUCUACUUCCACCUCAGGGUCUCUCCAUAAAGGAACGUGAAAACUCUUCUUCGUCCUUCACGCUGAUAAAGUGAUGAUGAAAGACACAGAGGUGCUUCAUUGUGAUGCAAACACAUAUUUUUGUUUUGAAAGUUUGCUAGCAGACAUGCUGCAAGGAAAUGAGCCGAAAUGGGAAUGUGAAGCGAGAAAUAAGACGAGCCAAAAGCACGUGAUUCUAUGAGAGUUCUGUCCUUGCAUUUGAUUGGGCAGGGACACCCAUCCGUCAUCGUUUGGAUUCCUUCUCAGGAGAGAAUUCCACCAUUUUGAUUUGAAAGCAUGCCAACAUCUUCAACACUUGACGUUCCCGUUUCUCUGCAAACAUUUGACUCGUUGCCAAACUGUUCCACUGAAAAAGUCCCCUUCCCUUUUUACUCGUGUGAAUAUCCGCACCCGUCUCAUACAUGCUCGCCACGUCCUGAUUGAUGACCCGCCGGCUCCAAAGACUCAUUACUGUUCACCUCAUUCCUCACUUUUAUGUGUUAUUUUUUUUCUAGCGUGUCUUCAUACUUUUAGUUUCCAUUCCCCAUACUGUAUUUAUGUCCCAUAGAGAGAGAAAAAUGAUGUGUUUGUACCAAAAACAAACAAAAAAAGCCAUCAACCUGUGACUAUUACCGAGUGUGAUGGGUACUGACUUUAUUUUGGACCAUUUGUACAUGAUAGUUUUAUUUAAUGUUUUUCGUUCUGAGUGGAAUUGUGACACUCUUUAAGUACUUGAUUAUUUGUAGUAGGAAACGUUGAAUGAAAAUUAAACAUUGUUCUGCAAAUAAGUCA